GGCGAAGAUAAAAGAUUCCCAGGACGCGCAAGCCACAAGAGAGUGAGAUAGGCCAAGAGAGCUUCCAACAAAUAACCAGUUCGUCCAUGGCGGCGACAGCUCGCGCCGUCAUUCUCUCCCGCUUCACCGACCUGUCUCUCAAGCCUUCCCAGCCGCCGCCCCCGAUUACCGGCCACCUCCUCGUCCGCCCCUUACUCCCCUCCUCCUUCCGGCGGCGUCGUUUGUCCGCCAGCUCGACUUCCGCCGUCCGAUGCCUCAUGUCCGGCGUCGACGGCGGCGGCGUGUCGGACGAGUUCGUCUCGACUCGGAAGUCCGGCUUCGACCGUGGCUUCUCCGUGAUUGCGAACAUGCUCAAGAAAAUUGAGCCCCUCGACACCUCCGUUAUCUCCAAGGGCGUUACGGAUUCCGCCAGGGACUCCAUGAAGCAGACCAUUUCUACUAUGCUGGGGUUGCUCCCGUCCUAUCAGUUCUCCGUCACCGUUAGGGUUUCCAAAGCCCCUCUCCAUCGCCUCCUCACAUCCUCGAUAAUCACCGGAUAUACACUGUGGAACGCGGAGUAUCGGAUAUCGUUGAUGAGGAAUUUCGACAAAUCCACGGAGAAUUCUGUGCCGUUGGAUCGGUCGGAGAUCGAUGGGGUGUCGGAUAGGGUGGAGAGUGAGGAAAGGGAUGAUGGAAAUGGUAUCGGGGUGAGUGGCGAACUCUUGGAUUCAGCAACUCCCCAUGUUUUUGGCGAUUUGCCUCCGGAGGCUUUGAAUUGUAUCCAGAGGUUGGAGUCAGAGUUGACAAAUGUGAAGGAGGAACUGAAGGCGCUAAAGCAGGAAAAUAUGCAAUUAGAAUAUGACAGAGGACCUAGGAACGAUUUAUUGGAGUAUCUACGGUCUCUAGAUUCUGAUAUGGUGACUGAACUAUCUCGACCGACAUCAUUUGAGGUGGAGGAAAUUAUACACCAGCUUGUUCAAAAUGUAUUGCAGCGAUUCUUCAAGGACGGUACUUCCUCAGACUUUGUGGAAGAUUUGGUGACAGGGGACAGUGAGAAUGGCCUAGAUGCUGAUGGCGAACUUGACACCAUAGGAACUUCACGAGAUUACCUAGCGAAGCUGCUUUUCUGGUGUAUGUUGUUAGGUCAUCAUUUAAGAGGGUUGGAGAACCGAUUGCAUUUGAGUUGCGUUGUUGGAUUAUUGUGAAGAGAGGAAAGUGGGAGGCGUGUACAUCCUUCAUGUUCGUCUAUAUCAACCUUUAUUCUUCUUCAAGUUCAUCUGUAUUAUUCUUCUUCGUUUUACGGAAUACCGCAAUAAUUACGGUUCUUCCGACCUCUUUCAUCGUGAUUCACGAUGAAAGAGGAUUCGUGAUCUCCAUAAGUUAACCUAUCGUACACAUUUGGAAUUGUAUUCGAUUUUACAAGUGUAUAUAGAUGAAAAAAAUUAGCAACCAACACUCCUGCUGGCAUAGCCAAAUUCUUCUUGUUGCCAUUAUUUCGUGACAA
Messenger RNA from Malus domestica (apple), 1483 nucleotides. RefSeq lists its product as uncharacterized. NCBI's taxonomy places the organism in Eukaryota, Viridiplantae, Streptophyta, Magnoliopsida, Rosales, Rosaceae. The record is from RefSeq and is a predicted model, not a curated record.